This is a messenger RNA of Oppiella nova, 654 nucleotides long. NCBI's taxonomy places the organism in Eukaryota, Metazoa, Arthropoda, Arachnida, Sarcoptiformes, Oppiidae. The record is from the annotation of a GenBank genome assembly.
CAUAAGACUAAGACAACGACAAAGAAACGACACUUCAGUGGAGACACGAACCAAACAAAUGGUGACAAAAGUGUGGAUCAAUUGACCGCAGAUUCAGUGGUGACCACAAACAGCAAAGAGUUGGCCAUCAGUUCAAUCAAAUGCAAACAAUUGAGUCAAUGGUUUGUCUCACAAUUCACGUGCCAUUCCUCUGAGUCGAAGUUUCUGCUUCUGAACGGCCCGACCGGCACUGGCAAAACGACUUCUUUGAAAGUGUUGGCCAAAGAGAUGGAUGUGGAAGUGAUUGAAUACAAGACUUACAGCCAAUACUAUGAGACCCUUGUGGACGACCACUUGCAGGAAAGGCAGCAAAAUAUGCUAAUACUUCAGAAUCAGAUCCAAAACUUCAGAAGUUUUAUUCAAGUAUCCGUCAGAUAUGGCAGAAGUCGACUGUCUGUGGAGUCAACCGACAGCCAAAUGGGAUCUCCUGUCGGAUCCACACAAUCGAAAGCAAACCAAACCUCAAAUGGAGUCAAGAAUCGACUGAUUCUUGUCGAAGAGUUUCCAAAUGUGUUUUACAGCAAACCGGAAGCGUUUCACAAAGAGCUCCGGUUCUUGAGCCGCAAUUUUGCCACUCGUUUGGUGCCCAUUGUGUUCAUAAUCUCUGAGAAAAUC